Molecule: messenger RNA, 467 nt
Organism: Rana temporaria (common frog)
Lineage: Eukaryota; Metazoa; Chordata; Amphibia; Anura; Ranidae
Gene: PPY
Product: pancreatic polypeptide
Exons: 4
Coding region: 93-329 (78 amino acids)
Biological process (GO): feeding behavior; neuropeptide signaling pathway
Cellular component (GO): extracellular region
Molecular function (GO): neuropeptide Y receptor binding; neuropeptide hormone activity
Source: RefSeq, a predicted model, not a curated record
UUCUACGAUGACGAAAACUUUGGGAGGGCGCUGGAACAAAGAUAAAAACUACGUGGGAUUUCAGGGUCAUCAUUACAAACUCAGCCGGCAUAAUGACCAAGAUGACCUCCCUGCUAAGAUAUCUCUGUGCUUGUGUCUUCAUUCUCCUGGCUCUGAGCUUAGCCACAUCAGCAGCUCCCAGCGAGCCGCAUCAUCCUGGAGACCAGGCUACCCAAGAUCAGCUGGCACAAUACUAUUCAGAUCUGUAUCAGUAUAUCACCUUCGUCACCCGUCCAAGAUUUGGGAAGAGAUGGGAUGAGGUUGGAGUGGAAGACGUUCCCAGCUACUAAACUUGCAGGGUCAGUGACUACAUACGGGGCAGAAGAAAAAAAGACCUCCAAUCCAGGUGUCGCAUAUCUCAGCUGUGUGCUGUAAACACAUCUUUUCAUAUCCAGCUGAAUAAAACCCUCUAUGUUACAAAUAAAAAA